CUGUGGGAUUGCUCAUGUGACCGCGGCCCUGUGACAGGUUAGGCUGCAGCACUGAGCGGAAUAUGUUGCGGCCCAAAGCGCUCACCCAGGUUCUGAGCCAGGCCAACACCGGGGGAGUCCAGAGCACCCUGCUGCUGAACAAUGAAGGCUCUCUACUUGCAUAUUCUGGUUAUGGUGACACAGAUGCCCGAGUUACAGCUGCUAUUGCUAGCAACAUUUGGGCUGCCUAUGAUAAGAACGGCCACCAGGCAUUCAACGAGGACAAUCUUAAAUUCAUCCUUAUGGACUGCAUGGAGGGCCGCGUGGCAAUCACAAGAGUGUCUAACCUGCUGCUGUGCAUGUAUGCCAAAGAGACUGUUGGAUUUGGAAUGCUGAAAGCCAAGGCCCAGGCGCUGGUGUAUUACUUGGAAGAACCCCUCAACCAGGUGUCCUCUUCCUAAGGGGAGCAGCACUGUGCAUCGGAACUGUAUGGGAACCUCACCCAGGGGGUAACUGAGCCCCUGCACUGAUGGAGGGAACAUUACCUGAAGCUGAUCCACUUCCGCAGGCUGCCACGCAGCCCAUUGCUUCCCCCCCUUUGCAACACAAACCUACCCUGCCCCCCCUUGCUAUACGGACUUUCCUUGUAUAUAUGUGCUUCUAUGACCAGGGCAGACUGCACAAUCUAAACAGCAUUUCUGCUAAUAAAGGUCACCUAUGGAACUGCAGUUCCCAGCACCCUAAGCCAAUGCUGCGAGCUGCAGAUCCUUUUAAAUACAAAGGACUUGAUAGCCGGUGUGCCCUAAAGAUCUUCAAUGAAUUAGUAUUACUGAUUAACUGAUAAAAUGAAUUUAUAUUAAAAAUAAACCUAUUUUUUUUUGUACUGUAUAUUAAUAAGAUUACUCUUCAGUUCACCUUCCCAUAAACAGACUGUUUAGGGGUAUAACUUAUUGGGUGUAGGCCCGGACUGGCAAUCUGUGGCAUCUGGCAAAUGCCAGAGGGGCUGCUGUAAGAUGCCAUAAACACUCACUAUUAUUGGGCUAGUAGGGGAGCUGUUUGGGCCUCUGUGUACUUGGAAAGCCAGGGCCUAUUUCAGGUCCCAGGCCAGCUUUUAUUUGGGCGCAUCUCUGGGUUUUUACACAAGUGGGGGCUGCCCUGUUUCUUAUCUAAGCAGCAGUAAAUCUGCUUUCUCCAUAGAGUAUAUACAGUGCCUCUAGUGGCCAUAAGCUAAAAGUGCAUUUGGCAUAUUUAUACAUUACAUGAAAGGCCUAUGGGGCCUAGUUAUUGAAAGGUGAAAUAGAGCAGAGGGAAAUUCUGCAGCUCUUUAAUCAUGUGAAUGUCUUUUUUUAAGCUAUCACCUCUCGUUGGAAGCAAAUAUCAGCGUGUGUAUAGCCAGUUUAGGGACCAAUUUACAUCUUGUCUCUGAUUGCAUCGGCUAAGAGAGGAUCCUCCUACAGCCUGAGCAAUGGGUGCAAGUAAAGGGGAAGCUUUCAUUACUUUUCUGUGUAUCUUUCUCAUGUACAGUGAUCAGGUUCCUUGGGCAGGACAGUGCAAUGUAUUUGGCCUUUGCCUCUGUGUCUUCAAUAAAUGGCAGUGUUGCAAAA
This is a messenger RNA of Xenopus tropicalis (tropical clawed frog), 1583 nucleotides long. RefSeq names its product late endosomal/lysosomal adaptor, MAPK and MTOR activator 2 (gene lamtor2). Gene Ontology annotation, cellular component: lysosomal membrane; vacuolar membrane; late endosome membrane. Gene Ontology annotation, biological process: positive regulation of intracellular signal transduction; positive regulation of TOR signaling; regulation of cell-substrate junction organization. NCBI's taxonomy places the organism in Eukaryota, Metazoa, Chordata, Amphibia, Anura, Pipidae. Gene Ontology annotation, molecular function: guanyl-nucleotide exchange factor activity; molecular adaptor activity. The record is from RefSeq and is marked provisional.